Molecule: messenger RNA, 1857 nt
Organism: Tetrahymena thermophila SB210
Lineage: Eukaryota; Ciliophora; Oligohymenophorea; Hymenostomatida; Tetrahymenidae
Product: Serine/Threonine kinase domain protein
Exons: 2
Biological process (GO): protein phosphorylation; mitotic DNA damage checkpoint signaling
Cellular component (GO): nucleus; cytoplasm
Molecular function (GO): protein serine/threonine kinase activity; ATP binding
Source: RefSeq, a predicted model, not a curated record
AUGAAACCUGUAUCAUUUUUUGAUGACGAAACAGCCAAGAACCUAAAGAAAAUUUGGGUUAAGCCUAACAAAGGGUAAGAAACUAUUGACAAAAUAAAAAAUACGUAGCUUAAGAGUACAUGGAUGAAGAAAACUAAGAAGAGCGGCAAGACAAAAUAGCGUGUCUUUCUUAUAGACGAUGACUCUCUUUAUAUGUGCAAGUCAGAAAAAACUGAUAAAAUUUCAGGAGUCCUUGAACUAUGCUGUGUUAAAUUAGAUUUGCUAGUGAGUGUUGAACCUAAACCAAUAGAAGCUAGCUGCUCAGAACCUCUCUUCGGAUUUAGGAUGUGCAGAAAUGGAAAGACUCUGGAGAUUUAUACUAAAGAUUAAAAUCUUUAUAAAAAGUGGAAAAAUAUUUUGAUUUAUAAAGCGAUACAGUCAACUUUCCAUGAAGAGUUUAUUGUUACUAAGAUGAUAGGAAAGGGUUCUUUCGCUAAAGUAUAUCUUGCCACAAAAAAGGAAAAUGGCCAAUAAUAUGCAAUUAAAGCAUUCAAUAAGGAGUUUAUGGCUGGUUAACAUAAGGGUAAGGAGUCUCUCGUAAAUGAAAUAGGAAUAAUGAGAAAUCUCCACAGUGAAUUUUUGAUUAAUUUGUAUGAAGUAUAUGAGACUACUAACUCUAUUUACUUUGUUGUUGAUCUAUUAAAUGGAGGUGAACUGCUUCACCGUGUUCGCGACAAAGGAACAAUUAAUGAGUAGGAUCUUCGUAAUCUAAUGCGCAACCUCCUUUCUGCACUCUAUCAUUUGCAUCAGAAAGGAAUUAUGCACAGAGAUCUAAAGCCAGAAAACCUUCUUCUUAAAUCUAAGAGUAACGACCACGACAUAGUAGUUGCUGAUUUUGGUUUAGCUACUUUCACUGAUAUUAAAGACAUUCUCUUUAAACGUUGCGGAACUCCUGGUUUUGUGGCUCCUGAAGUUUUAUUAUAUAAGGAAGGAGAUCCUUUUUAUGAUGUUAAAUGUGAUAUUUUUUCUGCAGGAAUUAUAUUUUAUCUACUGCUAGUAGGAAAAUAGCCAUUCUAAGGAAAAGAUUACAAAUAAAUUUUGCGUGCAAACAAAGCCUGUGAAAUACGCUAUGACACUCCUGAAUUCGAUAGCAUCUCAGCAUAAGCUAAAGAUUUAUUGAAGAAAAUGCUUGAACCAAAACCUACUAAUCGUAUUUCUGCUUCUGAAUGCCUUAACCAUCCUUUUAUAAAUGGUGGAGAAGUUGUAAACAACGAUCUUCCUGCUACUUAAAAUCUACGUAACUAUGAAGUAGAUUAUUUGGCUAACGUCCGUAACAAAAACGGGUCUUAAGAUUCAUAAGAUAUGUUAGGAUCUCUCUAACUUCAUUCAAAUACUCCUGCUAUGAAUGGAAGAACUGAUACUGUAGGUAGCUUAAGCACCUGUUCUAACUCAAACAUUCCCCCACGUCCAGAUAAAGGUGUUAUACCUCUCUCUUCAAAAUUCUCUAAGCCAAGAUCAGAGAGUAUCGAUUUAAAAAAUAAUCCUGUUUCAGCUGAUAAUUCUCCAAAGAGUGCUCAUAAAAAAUCAGAGUCUAAAAAUUUACAUAAACUUGCUAUAAAAAAUAACAUGUAUCGUGGGUAUUAAGAAGAGCGCAAAGAUUAAGAGUAUUAUGAAGACUCUGAUGAUGUCUCUGAAGAAAACUCUCCACUUUCGGACUCAUUAAAUAAAAUGAAUUUUGAAAAAUAGAUGAAACACACUCCUUCAAAAUGCGAAGAGCUUGGAGGAUAAAGUAGCCCUACCUCUUACAUGACUCAAUCUCUAGGAGGAAGUCCAACUGGAGGUAAUUUGAGUAACUCUUCUAAAUUCCGUAAGAAAUGA